AAGCUCCCAUAGGCCACCUUGGCUGGCCCUUAUCCGUACACGUCCAUUUAGACCACGCCACGCAAGCACUUGUUCUUCUUCCUCCAUUCUCAUUCUGCCACCAUGAAGCUAGCAGCUGCCUGCGCCUCGAUGGAGGUGAAGGCGAAGCCGGCGAGGGGCGGGAAGAGGACCAGGGCAAGCGUCGGCACGGCCGGGACGCCGACGGAGAAGCUACUGAUGGAGAAGAAAGACUCGGAGAAGGAGAGGCGGCAGCGCAUGAAGGCGCUCUGCGACAAGCUAGCGUCCCUCAUCCCCAAAGAAGACAACCCCCACGCUGAUACAGUGACCCAACUAGGCAGCCUGGAUGUGGCCGCAUCAUACAUCAAGAAGCUCAAGGAGAGGGUAGAUGAGCUGCAACGUAAGAAGGCCUCAAUGCAAGCCAUGGCUACCUCACGGGGAGUUAAUGACAUCAGAACGCCCACAACCACCACAAACACAAGUAGCGGUUGCGGGUCACUGGAAGGAGAAAAAUAUUUGGAGGCAUCACCAACAGUAGUGGAGGUGCGACAAUCCGACGAAUCAAGCAUGGAGGUGCGGCUGAUAUGCAGCACGAAGAGACCGAUCAAGCUCCAUGAGGUGAUCACCAUUCACGAAGAAGAAGGGGCCGACAUCGUCAACGCCAAUCAUUCUGUUGCUGGCCACAAAAUAUUUUACACUAUACACUCCCGGGCCUUCAGCACAAGAAUUGGCAUAGAUGUUUCAAGAAUUAACGAACGACUGAGAGCAUUGGAUGUGGUGGCAGCAACAACGAUCAGCAUGGACAAAAAAGGUGGCAACAAUCAUUGUCAAUACUCCAACUGUGAUAAUGGUGGGUGCUCAUGCCUCCAACGUUCCAGCAAGAUGGGCCCUCCCUCCCUAAAGGGUUCGAAGCUCUUGGACCAUAUCUUUGAAGACAACGAUAAUCAACCUCCCAAUUAUAUGACAACCUACUACAUCGAUACAAACUCAUAUGCAGGUAAGGGAGCAUGGACAACAUAACAAGUGACCUAAAUCAACUCACCUUCCACAACUAUUGCAAGGGGGAGUAUCAACUGUACACAACCAACAUGUGAGGAAUGCACAUUAGUCAUGUUGAUUACUAUAGAAUUUGUACUUACACCAAUAGCCACCAUCUUGAUAAUAGCCAUCAUGUUCCUAAGGCUGCAAAAACACUCUUUUAUGUAAAUCAACCCACUUAAUGGGUAUAAUGCUUUUUAUGGAAUUUA
This is a messenger RNA of Triticum dicoccoides, 1244 nucleotides long. RefSeq lists its product as uncharacterized. NCBI's taxonomy places the organism in Eukaryota, Viridiplantae, Streptophyta, Magnoliopsida, Poales, Poaceae. Gene Ontology annotation, biological process: regulation of transcription by RNA polymerase II. The record is from RefSeq and is a predicted model, not a curated record. Bases 103 to 1017 code for a protein of 304 amino acids. Gene Ontology annotation, molecular function: DNA-binding transcription factor activity, RNA polymerase II-specific; protein dimerization activity; RNA polymerase II transcription regulatory region sequence-specific DNA binding. The transcript has 5 exons. Gene Ontology annotation, cellular component: RNA polymerase II transcription regulator complex.